AUGGACAACCUCCGGCAGGAAUCUUUCAAGCAGCUUCGAGCGCCAUGCAUCGAACUCAGCUCUGUAGGCCUUCGUUUCAGAGGAAAUCAAGCUUCCGCCGCCGAUGUAUCCCGAGUCCUUGAGCCGGUGCACAGCUGUUUAAAGGAACUUGCAGCAAACAAUACCCUCGACGAAAAGCUAGCUGAAUAUGCAUUCUUUCCUUUGUCGCAUAUCUUUAAUGAGACACAAAGACUACCCGCACAGUGCUUGGAGUCUGCCAUCCACUGUUUGCGGAUACUAGUCGCUGAUGGAUGGCGGCAACGGCUGUCUCCUGUAAUGGGCAAGCAACUCAUAAUUUUGUUGACGUUGAUCGUUGGGGGAUCUCCAAACAAAGCCGAAGAAAAGCAACUACCGAAGCCUAAGGUUUCGGAAGAACUGUGUAUCUCUGGAUUUGACUGCCUCAGUGCUAUAUUCACUGUCUUGGAAGGAGAUAUUCCAGAACGGACAAUCUAUCACGAGAUCGGCACAGCGACGGUUGUCGAUCAAACAGUAUAUAUUCUGCUUGAGGGAAUUGUCGAUGAUAGAUCAGAUGAGCUUUGCCUGGCAGCUGCCAGGGCUUUGCAGGCACUUUAUGCUCGAGUCACAGACCGUGUGGUCCUUGCCAGCAUCAUGCCGCGAACUGUGUCAGCACUGGCUAAGGUUCUCAGACCAUCGACACAGACUCGCAGGUCAUACAAGCUCCUUCAGACUUCCUUGCAGAUUCUCAAAGAGCUUCUAAGAGCUGUUCUCAAUGACCGUGUUGCCUCGGAAGACUCCCCGCCCGCGCUAGGAAGCGAUAAGAUAGCUCUAGACGAAGCUUGGUUGAAGGCCACCGCAACACAAAUCAAGCUUGCGUUGGCUAAUGUUAUCAAGGUUCGCCGUCAUCAGAGGUCAGAGGUUCAGUCUGCCGUCCUAGACCUCUCCUUGAUGGUAAUCGAAGAGUGCCAGACCACCCUUUCAGAGUCUCUCCCUAUGAUGGUUGAAACGGUUGUUGUCCUAGCAGAUAAAGAGGACGAAGGAGUGAACGAAGCCUAUAAGAAUGUAACUCAUCUUGCCACAACAUAUCCUACAGUGUUAGAUUCUUUAAAAGAAUCGCUGCAUACGUGGCUUACUUCUUUCCCUCGAAUCAUGCAAGGCAAUGAUGAAACUGCUAAGCAGUGGGGGCUUCGUCAGAUCUCCACCGUCUUCCAGGUUCUGUCCCAAGUUCAAUCUGGGUCAGAUUUGCUCACCAGCGGUUUGGCAUCCGGCCUAUGUGAUAGUGUCGGCGCGGUUGUCAAACAAAACACCAAUGCUCUCCAGCCGUUGGCCUCGAUGGAUGCUGGCUUCAACUGGGAUGUGCUCAGCACUGAUGCUAGAUCUAAUGCGUUUUCACCCAUCAUUUUGGAACAUCAAAGUCAGCAACAAACUCUCAAUGAUCUACGGUCAAUGAUUACUAGAUUGAACUUGUCCGAGUCUGGAAAUGAGAUCACUCGAUCAAUUGUCAACCGUAUGCAUACGACAUCAAGUGAUUCUGUCAUUGCGCCUUUCUGGUUGGCAAUGACUUUCUUGCGGGACAGCACUACGGCAACAGCUAGCUUUGAUGAUUUCAUCUCCCUCGAUCAUGUUGAGGGGUCCGUCUCAUCAACUGACCGUGGCGGAAUGAUUGAAGAGUUGUAUUAUAUCUCAUUAAAUAUACUGAACGAACUGUCAGUUGAUGGAACGGGCGACUGGCGUACAUCAGCGCUCGCUCUAGAAUCGGUGGCUCUCCAAGCGCAACAACUCGGUGAGGCUUUCCGACCUGAACUCAUGGACGCGCUCUACCCAACUUUACAGCUGUUGGCAUCACAGAACCCUAAUCUUCAACGUCACGCCAUGACAUGCCUCAAUAUUUUGACCAAUGCGUGCAACUACCCAGACACGAGUACUAUGAUCAUUGAAAACGUGGAUUACCUGGUGAACUCGGUGGCCUUGAAACUUAAUACCUUCGACGUAUCACCUUAUCCACCGCAGGUCCUGUUUAUGAUGAUCAAGCUUUGUGGUGCCCGGUUGAUCCCUUACCUGGAUGAUCUCGUUGAUUCUGUAUUUGGUAUCCUGGAUCUAUACCAUGGGUAUCCCAAACUUGUUGAGAUGAUGUUCAAAACCCUUGCGGCAGUCGUCGAGGAAGGGGCGAAGAAACCGUCUUUACUCACAAUCGACGAAAGCAAAGAGGAUGGCUCUCACGAUACCCGGAAAUCUCAAUAUCAGAAUCUCUCAAUCUCAAGCAUCGCCGCAAACAUUGCCAGCCGCAAAGCCAAACGGCAUGCUGAAGAUGAACUAGCAGAUAGUGAUGGCAAGAUCCCCCAUCCCAAAAAGCCAUGGUCAGAAACAUACGAAAAGCCUCCUCCGGAGCCGUCCAUUGAAGAGCUUCUGGAUCAAGCCGAAUCGGACGAGCCUCCACUCCCACCCCCGAAGGAACCAGAAGACGCCGAGAAGCCACUCAACAAAACCCACGCCCUCCUACUCCACAUCGUCAAAUCCAUACCAUCCCACUUAACCUCACCAUCUCCGUAUCUCCGACGCUCUCUCCUCUCAAUCCUCAUCGAUGUCCUACCCGCCCUGUCCCAAAACGAAACCAGCUUCCUCCCUCUCAUCAACGAACUCUGGCCCACAGUAGCAAGCCGAAUAAUACUCCCCUCAUCACAAGCAAACGACACCUCCAAGUCCCUUAUCAACACCUCAUCCACAGAAUCAACUCGCAACCCUGAAACCCCAGACCACAAAGAAGAAACCUUCGUUACGGUAACAGCCUGCGAGGCCAUCGAAGCAAUGUGCAAAGGCGCAGGUGAUUUCAUGGCUACCCGUGUCGAAACCGAAUUCUCCCGCUGGGACCGGCUAUACCGUCGCGUGUGGGAGAAAGUGCGCGCUGACGCCGAGGCCGCGAACGAGCGCCGUGCCAAGUCUCAGGCUCCGACCAUUGCUGGAUCAGGAGAUAUGGCGUUCACUCUACAAUUCGCCCUCUCUUCGUCCCUUUCGCUCUCGCCCUCAACGCCAGGGUCGAGAUUCUUCACACCCCACCAUCGUCUGUGGCGUGCGUUGAUCUCCCUCUUUAUUACGGUUCUCUCGCAUGUCCGGUUGCCUUUGGAAGUGGGUGAUAGAAUUUGCGAGAUGCUUGGUGGUUGGAUUGCGCUGUUUGUCGGGCCCGAAUAUUAUUUCAUUUCUUCAAGGGCCUCUUUGUCUGUGAAUGAUGUUGCAGCUGGUGAAGGCAUGGUUUCUGUUGAGGAUGCGAUUCGAGCGAUGGAGGCUUGGAACGUGGAUUUAACAUGGUUUGUUUUUAUGCGACAUCGCGUGAGAGCGGAUGUGGUUACUACAUUUACUACAGGCAAUGCUGGGAACUAUGGCGGUGCUACUAAUCUCCCUUUCAAUGGCGAUGGGGAGCAGGUUAGACUUGCUGAAGUGGUGUUCUAG
Messenger RNA from Penicillium vulpinum, 3441 nucleotides. RefSeq lists its product as uncharacterized. Gene Ontology annotation, biological process: chromatin remodeling. The record is from RefSeq and is a predicted model, not a curated record. NCBI's taxonomy places the organism in Eukaryota, Fungi, Ascomycota, Eurotiomycetes, Eurotiales, Aspergillaceae. The transcript has 2 exons. Gene Ontology annotation, cellular component: cytoplasm. The coding region runs from base 1 to 3441 and encodes 1146 amino acids.